Molecule: messenger RNA, 3513 nt
Organism: Erinaceus europaeus (western European hedgehog)
Lineage: Eukaryota; Metazoa; Chordata; Mammalia; Eulipotyphla; Erinaceidae
Gene: BCAR3
Product: BCAR3 adaptor protein, NSP family member
Exons: 12
Coding region: 67-3108 (1013 amino acids)
Biological process (GO): positive regulation of peptidyl-serine phosphorylation; small GTPase-mediated signal transduction
Molecular function (GO): phosphotyrosine residue binding; guanyl-nucleotide exchange factor activity
Source: RefSeq, a predicted model, not a curated record
AGGGAUUUGAGUUGCAUUUCGCUCCCCCAGACCUGGAGCGGGAUUCCCGAGGUGAUCUGGGCUCUGAUGGACUUCAGGGGCGAAGCGAGCAUCCGCUGGGAGCCGGCCCCGAGCAGCCCUCUGCCCGCGGCUGCGUGGGCGGCCGCCACGAGAGAGAGCGCGCGUGGGGCGGCGGGCGCGCGCGUGUGCGGGCGGGGGCGGGGGGCGCGCGCGGGCGGCGGGCGCGAGGCAUCUCCGGCAGCCGCUCCGGGACGCUUGAGCAUCGCGCUCUGCUGCGCUGGGGGGCGCUGUCACCCCAGACCAACAACUGGAGUCUUUUGGGUCCGGGUAAUCCUCCACCAGAACGCCCCCUGGGACACACACACACCCCGCCCCCCAGCGCCUUUUGCCAAAGGAAACCUGAAGAAAAAAACAAUGUGGUUGCUAUGUUACGGCCGCUGCAAGACAAAACCCCAGGCCCCCCUGCCCCUCUCAGAGAGCUGCUUUGCUAGCCUCACCCGCUGCGGCCAUGCACCCUUCGGGCCAGUCUACUGUCCACCUCUGCACCGAAGCCGGGUCAGCCACUACCCACCCCAGUCGUCCACUCGGUUCCUCCCUUCCCCGCAUCCUCCCGCAGCGAAGCAAAGUUUGAGAAUCAUGGCUGCAGGAAAAUUUGCCAGCCUUCCCAGAAACAUGCCUGUGAAUCACCAGUUUCCGCUGGCCUCGUCCAUGGACCUUCUGAGCAGCAAGUCACCUCUCGCUGAGCGUAGAGCAGAUGCCUAUCAAGACGUGUCUAUACACGGCACCCUUCCCCGGAAGAAAAAAGGCCCUCCGCCCAUAAGGUCCUGUGAUAGCUUCGGUCACGUGGGGACCCUCCCCCAUUCCAGAUCACCACGGCACAACUCCCCACUGACCCAGGAUGUCAUCCAGGAGCACUCGCCACAAGACUGGAAAGCCGAUACCUUCACUUUCAGGGACCAGCAGUUUCUGGAUCCAACUCUGGAAUAUGUGAAGUUCUCCAAGGAGAAGGAGAGGCACAUGAUGGACAGGACCCCUGAAAGACUGAAGAAGGAGCUGGAGGAGGAGCUGCAGCUGAGCAGUGAGGACCUGCGCAGCCACGCCUGGUACCAUGGCCGCAUCCCCAGACAGGUGUCAGAAAACCUCGUGCAGCGAGAUGGUGACUUCCUGGUUCGUGACUCUCUGUCCAGCCCCGGAAACUUCGUCCUGACCUGUCAGUGGAAGAACCUCGCUCAGCACUUCAAGAUCAACCGUACUGUCCUGCGGCUCAGUGAGGUCUACAGCCGCGUGAAGUACCAGUUUGAGAUGGAGAGUUUCGACUCCAUCCCAGGCCUGGUGCGGUGCUACGUGGGCAACCGUAAGCCCAUCUCCCAGCAGAGUGGGGCCAUCAUCUUCCAGCCCAUUAACCGGACAGUGCCGCUGCGGUGCCUGGAGGAGCGCUACGGCACCUCCCCGGGCAGGGCCCGCGAGGGCAGCCUCACAGAGAGCAGGCUGGACGUGACCAAGAGGCUGAGCCUCACCAUGCGAGAGCAAAAUGCAUCCCGGGGGAACCUCCUCAGAAACAAAGAGAAGAGUGGCAGUCAGCCCGCCUGCCUGGAUCUCAUGCAGGACAGAAGAGCGCUGUCCCUCAAAGCCCACCAGUCGGAAAGCUACUUGCCAAUUGGCUGCAAGCUGCCCCCUCAGUCACCAAAUGUGGACACAAGUCCCUGCCCAAACUCACCUGUUUUCAGGACGGGCAGUGAGCCUACCCUGAGCCCAGCGGUGGUUCGGAGGGUCUCCUCAGAUGCUAGAGCAGGGGAGGCACUGAGGGGCUCAGACAGCCAGCUGUGCCCCAAGCCACCCCCUAAACCCUGCAAGGCACCCUUCCUCAAGACUCCCCUGUCUUCAUCCCCCUGGCUCAACUCAGAGGCCAACUACUGUGAACUGAGCCCAGCCUUUGCCGCAAGCUGUGACAUGGGAGCCCGGCCACCCUUCUGUGCCCAGGACAGCUAUGUGGAGCUGCUGACAUCCAAGCAGAAAGGGGGGCCAGGCCCCCGGAACUCUGGCACCAACUACUUGAUCCUUGAUGAUGAUGACGGGGAAAGGCCUGGUGGGUUGCCAUCAGCAUUGCAGAGAAGCAAGGAGCAGGAGGACAAGGAUGAGUUUGUGCCGCCCCUCCUGGAGAAUGUCUCUUCAUUCCGGCCCAAUGACUUUGAGUCAAAGCUCCUUCUUCCGGAGAACAAGCCCCUGGAGACAGCCAUGCUGAAACAUGCGAAAGAACUGUUCACUAACAAUGACCCCAAGGUUAUAGCCCAGCACAUGCUGAGUAUAGACUGCCAGGUUAUUAGGAUACUUGAAGUCUCUGAGGAGAUGAGGAGGAACAUGGGUGUGAGCUCAGGGCUGGAGCUCAUUACCCUGCCUUAUGGGCACCAGCUGCGCCUGGAUAUCAUUGAGAGGCACCACACCCUGGCCAUUGGCAUUGCAGUGGACAUUCUGGGCUGCACGGGCACUUUGGAGGAACGGGCAGCCACCCUCAAUAGAAUCAUCCAGGUGGCAGUGGAACUGAAAGAUGCCAUGGGGGACCUCUACUCUUUCUCAGCCAUCAUGAAAGCACUGGAAAUGCCACAGAUCACAAGGUUAGAAAAAACAUGGACAGCCCUGAGGCACCAGUAUACCCACACUGCCAUCCUCUAUGAGAAACAGCUGAAACCCUUCAGCAAAGUCCUGCAUGAAGGGAAAGAGUCCACUUAUGUCCUGCCAAACAAUGUAUCAGUCCCACUGCUGAUUCCUUUUGUGAUCUUAAUGGAGCGCCAGGGUGUCACUUUUGAAGGAACUGACAUGUGGGAGAAGAAUGAUCAAAGCUGUGAGAUCUUGCUAAACCAUUUGGUAACAGCCCGGCACAUGGCAGAGGCUGCAGACAGUUACCAGAAGAAUGCUGAGAGGAUCCUGGAAGGUUUUCAACCCGAUGAAGAAAUGAGUGAAAUCUUAAGGACUGAAUUUCAGAUGCGAUUGCUGUGGGGAAGCAAAGGUGCACAAGUCCAACAGGCAGAGCGAUAUGAGAAAUUCAGCCAGAUUCUAACUGUCCUCUCACGUAAACUGGAGCCUCCUCCUGUGAAGCAGGCAGAGCUCUGAAUUCUCCAGAAAAAUUUAGGAUCUUAUUGGAGCUCCUUAAAGUUUUUUCUUUGGGGAAGCUUAUUUGAAAAAGCAAUGUGCAAAUCUGAGAUCCACAGCUCAUCAGACAUGUAAACUGCAUAGAGCCCACUUAUUUAUGAAAAAAAAUACUGAUUUUUAAAUGAAUAAUUUAUUGUUAAGGUAACUGUUGCUAAUGUGGAUCAGCAUAUUUAAAAUAAGACCUAGCUAUGCUGGAUGAUUAUAUUAUCAGAAUAUUUAACCACUUUAGUUUUAACUCCAUGUCAGAUAAGUGUAAAUAGAAGAGCACGAAAUAUUUCAAAAGGUAUCAGUUGUAUGAUAUUCUUUAAAUAAAUAUGAAAAAUGUAAAUAGUCUUCUGAAAAUAGAUCUUUUUUGAAAUAACUGUA